Mesocricetus auratus (golden hamster) is the source of this 10635-nucleotide messenger RNA. RefSeq lists its product as uncharacterized. Gene Ontology annotation, molecular function: protein binding. The transcript has 23 exons. Bases 106 to 7371 code for a protein of 2421 amino acids. Lineage: Eukaryota; Metazoa; Chordata; Mammalia; Rodentia; Cricetidae. The record is from RefSeq and is a predicted model, not a curated record.
AGUCUCUCUAUCCUCACACUUCGUGCUAGUGGACUCCUUUCAUCUGGAUGUCAAGACAGCUCGAGGUCUCACAGUAUUAAAAUUUUUCUCUAUCCAUUCUGAGAGAUGGCACGCUUGUUUCGAUAUUUCCAGGGAGAUCCUGUUGUGACAUCCUCUCCCACUGAAGUUCGUAUGUGGGUAGAAGAAUUGGAUUAUAGUUUUCUUGCAUAUGGAGAAAUCUUCGAAAGUGCAGAAAUCAACGGAGAGAAGUUAUUAAACAUUACCAGGAAGCAGCUCAACGAGCUUGGAAUAGUUCAAGCUGAACACCAGGAUAUACUACUGAAAGCAGUUUAUCGUAUUCGUCAAAAGGGUAAAGUUGAAGAGCAAGUUAUGUCAAAAGAAGACCAGAAUAUCAGAAAGAUGCCUACCAGAUUUGGAAAAGAAAGUGAACAACUUGAGCGUGCUAUUGAUCGUGUUUUUGUAACAAUAUCGGAAAGAAGAUUGGCACGUAGUCUCCAUGGCACUAGUGAACAGCCACCUCAUAGAGUUCUUACAGCUACCCUUGACCUGGUUAAUAUUGCCAGCAAGAUAUUAAACAUUCUGGAAAGGCCACCAUUUGAUUGCAUGUCAGAAUUUUCCAGUCUGAAAAAUCAUCUCAUUAAACACAUCACAUUACUGAAACAUUAUUCUGAACAGGCUGAUCUUAGCCAUGAAAAUGAAUCUCAUAUAAUAGAUGUGUGCAAGGAUGUGAAUAAAAUGUGCCGCUACAUAAUUGCUCUGCCACCUGAUCUUCCAAAACCAGAAAUACAAGUUCCAGGAUCUGUUCUCCUUGAAGAGAGACCACCAAGGGUGCAAGUGCCAAUUACCACUGAACCUAAAGCAAUGAGUUCUUCAGUGAAACGUAAAGCUGAUUGUAGUCUACUUUCCCAUCAUCUAUCAAUGCCAAUAACUACAACAGUUUUAUCAUAUGGACCUCCCAUUCAAUAUACAUCCCUUCCAAGUCAAAGAGUCUCUGAGAGUUAUUCAUUUUCACAAAGAGUUGACACUCCAAGUGAUGAAGGAGGAGUUAUACUGGAACAUGAUAAAGGAAGCAAAUCUGAAACAGAAAUUUCUGAUACAAAUGCAUCUGAAACUUUGGGGGGUUUUUUUUACUAUAAAACUUUCCAAGACCUAACAAUUAUUGAAAGUGAUACUCCUCUUAUGGACUCUGGUUCUGAAAGGUGUAUGAUUGAUUCUGACUCUGACAGAGGCGUUGUGUCAGAUUUUGAGUUAGAACAGUAUUCUGAUUCAGAAAAGUCUCCUAGGGAUUCAGACUCUAGAAAACACCUGAUAAAAGCAGAAAAUGAUCAAAUGGAGUCAGUUUCUAUUGAAGACUUGACUAAGACCGGGCAACAGCUAGUGAGAAUUGAACAGUGCCAGGUGGAAUCUGGAUCUCUGACACAGUGGGUGCCUUCAGGCUCAAUAAAGUUACUGGAAGAUUCUGACUCUGCAAGAGACUCUGACUCUGAUAAUGAAAGGAAGAAAGAAGAAAAACGUCAAAUGGCUUCAGAUUCUAUUAAACGUCUAUUGGCAUCUGAGAAAACAAUGAUGGAUACUGAAAGUUUCUGGAUGAUUCCUGAUUCUGAGAGUUAUGUAGUGGACUUAAGCACAGAAAAAGGUAGAGCAUCAAUAUCUAAAGUACAUCUGAUAGAGGUGGAAAAUACAGAAAGGCGAAGAUCUAAGAGAUAUAUGGAGGACUCUGACUCUGAAACAAGUGAGACAGACUUAGAUUCAGAAAGACAUGAGCUAGCCUCAGCAGCUCUGAAAUAUUUCAUGGAUACAAAAACUUCUAGGAACAAGUUCCCAAAGGAUUCUUGGUCUGAAAGAAGAACACUGAACUCAGACUCUGAUAGCCCUGUGAUGUCCUCUGAUUCUGCGAAGCACAUGAAGAAGGCUGAAACAUGCAAAAGUACCUGUAACUUGGAAAGACUCAAGGUGGCUCACAAAUCUGAGUCUCUGCAGGAAUGGUUAGAUGCUAAAAGAAAACAGUUAGAUUCUUGUCAUAGUGGACACUGGGAUAGCUCUGGAAAAUAUCAGUUUAAGUCUAUAGUGCCUCAGUAUAGCAUUGGAAAAUGUCAGGGUGACCUUCAAACAUUUCAGAGUGUCACUGAAAAAGAUAACGUAGACUCCAGUUCUGAAAAAUAUCAGAAAAAAACCGGCAAUGAAAGUGAUCAAAGGGACCCUGAAAGUAAAAGACACCCCAUAAAGAGAGAGAAGGGAUUUGACAAUAAGCGGUCUCAAAUGGAUAAGGAAAGAGAAGGACAUCUCAUGGCGUCUGACUGUCGUGAUUCAGAAAAUGAAGCACACCGGCUUGGUGCUCGUAGAAAGGAAAAUCGUCCUCCAGGUUUUUGGAGGCCUGUUACCCUGACUCCAAAGCUUGGCCAGGAAAAGAAAAAUGAAGAGCAUAAGUCUGUACAUCAAAAAGAUAACAGAUUUUGCAGAACUCAGUUAACAAGCUACAAGAGUGAAGACAAAACUGUGAGACUCAAAGAGGCAUCUUCAAGUCUCAGUGACAAACAACUCUCACAGGAAAAAAUAAAGGAAAAGCUCAGCUAUAGCUUUUCUCCAGACUCUCACACAUUCACAGAUGAAAAGUAUCACAGAAAAGCCAGCCAGAAAAUAUCUGUCUAUAAGCGCCAUUGCAGGGAGUAUAGAUAUGCCCAUGGUUAUGAGAAUUUUAGGUAUCAAAUUACUCCUAUUCCUCCAAGUUCUGAGUCUUCCACCUCUAAUGUAUCAUCACGUGUUGGCAGCCCAAAUUCUAAGAGUCUUAAGUCUGCCACAAGACAGAAGACACGAAGAAGUAUUACAUUUUCUUUGGAUGUGGAAACUAAAAAAUGUGCCAGAUGUUUUAUGGAAAUUAGUAACUCUUCUUUUCAUAAAUGCCCCACGAAUUCUGAUGAUUCUGACUCCGACUCUCCUUUACAUAGCCAGAUUUCCUCCGAUUCUAAAUAUUCUCUGAGAGCUAAAACUGUUAAACACUUCAAGACUGCUCGACAUAGCCCUUUAUCUCGAUCCCUGGAUCCUAAGCAUCGUGUGGGCAUCCGCUGCUCUCUGCACAGGGAAUAUUUCAGACAUUCUGUGGAUUCCACCUCUUAUUUACAUUGUGAAAGUUGUUCAGCUCUCCGAAAUCUUAAGAGUUCUGGUACUAACACCCUGCCUAUAAAAUCUGAAAAAAUAAUGGGCCAAUAUAGUACGUAUAGCCACAAAAUGUCAACACCAGUAAGAUUGUCUGAAAGUGAAAGCAAGUUCAACCUUAUUGCCCAACCUCAAAAUAAAGAUAAUCCAGAUGAAAGCCUUAUUAAAAUUAUCAGUGCUAGAAAUAUCAAAGAUGAGACUGAUGUUGAAGAGGAACUUCUUUCCAAGGAUGAGACAGACCAAGAAUAUGAGACAAAUACUGAAGAUGAAGCAGAUGCUGAAGAUGAAACAGACACUGAAGAUGAAGACAACAACAAAGAUAAGAAAGAUCCCAAAGACAAAUCUGACCCUGAUGGCAGUGAUCCUAAAGAUGGGAACUCUGAAAAUAAUACUGAUAGCAAUACUGGGUCUGACCCUAGUGGUGCUUCUGGGCCUACAAAUGGACCUGAUUCCAGCAAUGAUGGUGACUCUAAAAAUGUAACUGAUCACAACAAUGAAUCUUACCCUGCCAUUGAUAAUGCCUCCAACAGUGAUGUUAACUUGAAAUAUAGCACUGAUUUAGACAGUGCUUCUGAUCUGGCAGAAGAUUUCAAUCAGCAAAAUAAUGUUGACACCAAGGGUAGCACAAAUCCAAACUCUGCCUCUGGAAACAAAAAUAGAACCAUGCUGGACUAUAUUUCUCUUUCCAAAAAUGAUGUUGUCGUCCCUAGAAAUGACACUGGACAAGGAAACAAUAUUUGUUCUGAGAAUAUUAUUCCAAAUUCCAAUAGUCUUGACUACACCAAAAAUAAAACUGAUGCCAACAACAAUUCCAGCCCCUCAAACAGCCAUGGACUCCUACAAGAUCUUGAGUUUAACUAUACUACCAACUUCAGUGAUGCUACUGGUCACAAUGUUGUGAAUCCUAACCGUAUUUUUGACCCUACUUAUGGCACAGAAUCUACUAGCACUGCCAUUCACAAACAUACAACUGCCCUAAAAUAUUAUUCAGACCUUACUGGUGUCACAGGGUUUACAUACAAAGUAAGGUCAAGUUUUCUAAUCAACCCAAACUAUUUUGUCAGAAAGAAAUAUGCUACUAGACCCAGGUUUACACUUAGCGUUAUCAAUGCCAAUGAUACUAGCAACAUCACCAGCUGUACUAAUGCUAUUAACUCUCAGUUUACUGCUGGAAAAAACUAUGCUCCUGAAAAUAAACAUUUCCCUAGAUUUAGUCAUUUUAAUUGUUUUAACAUUAUCGUCAAAAAUAUUCAGAAUGCUCAUAAUUCUCCUAGUACCAACAAUAUUAACACUGUCUCGGAUACUGAAUUAAAAACCAGUUCCAUAUCAUCUAUUUUUAAAAUUGUUUAUGGAACUAACUCAAAUUUUAUUGCUGACACAGACCAUACUUCUUAUUCUGAUGUUUUGAUAACCUCUGAAUUUCAUGAUCCACUUGAACUUUGUAGAGCUUAUAUAAUUUUUGAUAACCAAAAUAUUGGUGCUCAGUUCCAACACUCCACUGGAUACAAGUACUCUGAUACUUCUAAGUAUGCCACUGGGUCAGUGGAUGCCCUUGAUGCCAAAGAAUCUGGCUUUUUAAGAGGUUUUUCUAGGGUCCAGAAUCCGAUUGGCAUCAAGGAUCCCUCUCCUUUCGAUAUUCUUUCCAAUCAAAAUAUUCCACUCCCUGGCUUUGAUGUUACAGUGGAAGCUGAGCUACCAGAUGUUGUGAAGUUUGCUAUAUCAUCAGGUGCUGUGAAUCAGUUAUUUAAGUUGCUUGGCAAUUACAAUAGUGCUUCACGAGGUGAAGGGAGAUCUUUGGCAGUACCUAUGAGAGAAAUUACUAGAAGAUCUGAGGUACCAGUUCGGAGAUCAGCAGAGAGACCUGCUUGGAGACCUGAAAGAGGACGACCCGUCAGACUUGAAAGGGGUUAUGCUGUAAAGCCUGCUAGAGAUCAUGCUAUGAUGCCUGCUCAAAGAGUGGCAAUGAUUCCUGCAAGGGGCCGUUCCAUGAGCCCUGCAAGAAGAUACUCUGAGAGGCGUGGUAGAGAACACGCUGAGAGUCGUGCAAGAAGAUACAGUAAUAGACAAGCAAGGUCAAGAACCGUGAGUCCUUUCAGGAUGCAUCCUGUGAGUUCUGCACAGCAAACUGCUCUGCAACAGGCACGAAGACGUCGCAUGAGACACGAAGAAGAAUUUCUUCUGGGAGCUGCAGUGGGACUUACUGUGAAAUCAGCAGAAGGAUAUGAUGAAGAAACUUUCAGAUCUGCCAGACUAUCUACCCAGUUUCCUUCUGAUGAUGAUGAUGAAAAUGAAAGUGGAUCCUCACUCUUAAUGGAUUUACUGAAUUGCUUCAUGAAGGCAAAGGCCCAAAACUGGAUCGAUUCGUCUUGGUUUAGACAUCUCUUGACCACAUUUUUCUCUGAGGAAAACCGUCGUUCUUGGUUUAGAACUCGAUUCUGUUCAAUAGCCUGUACUGACAUAGGCCACGGGAGUUAUGAGGGAUGGAUUUGGCAUAAAAGAGAGUCUAGAGGAAUCUCCUUUUUCAGUUGGAAAAAAUGCUGGUUUAUUUUGAAACACGCAACUCUCUACUGGUUCUCACAUCUCAAUGACACCAAGGCAGAUGGUUUCAUAUACCUACCAGAAUUCCGAAUUGACUUAGCUCCACACUGCCGAAGAGAACAUGCUUUCCAAGCCUCCCAUGCAAGAAUCAAGGAUUUCUACUUUGCUUGUACAUGCUUUGAUGAAAUGAAUUUUUGGCUAUAUCAGAUAGUACAGUUAGCAUUUGGUUCUUCCUUUGGAGAUGCAGCUGCUAAUGAAGAAUACAGACGUGCGAGUUCUAUGAUUUAUGCAAAAUGUGUUAAGUCUUUGAAAAGAGACUUCCCUGUGAUUUGGUGUAACAACUGCCAAGAAGCAACUACCAUUGUUUCCAUGAAUCCAACCUUCCAACACAGAUGUUCUCAAAUUAUUUCUGACGAGUUCAUUUAUUUCCGUCCUAAUAGUGCGGAAAAUCGGGAAAGGGCCAGAAAACAAAAGCAACAGAAUCCAACUUUGACCUCUCAGCAGCCCACCCGUGAAGGUAUCCCUCAGAGGGACUUGGGGCUUACGAAUCAGGAGGCGAUGGUUACCACCCCCCCACUAACUAAGGAGUUAGACAGCAUUGCCCUUGUAAAGCCAAAAACUUCAGGGCUUCUUCGCAUAGAGAAAGUACCAAUUAAGUCUCGAGGGGUCCCAGAAUUGAAACGCUUAGACGUUACAGGAAUUGCCAGCCCAAAUGAAAGGGGGAAUGGCACCGCAAUAUAUGUUGCUGGUGUGCCUGGAAAGGAGGAGCUAGAUGAUACAGAAAUUCCAACUUUGCAUUUCACUGGGUUUGUACACCUGGAGAAUUUAAUAAAUGAAUGUUCACCAUCCUCAGAAUACAGUCGCCCAGCAACCCCAAGAAAUCUGUGGAUGGAAUCUCCAGACAAUGCAGAGUCCCCAGGAAGUGAUGACCUGGAAGUAGCAAGAAGCAUGUAUCCAUUUAGAGAAAGACCCAUCUUCCGGCGUUCCUGGGCAGAGCUCUUAGAGGCACCACUAAACAGUGAGGGGCUCCACAUUCUCCAAACUACUCCCAAGGAAGAAAACAGAGAUAUGGGUUGCAACAAGCUAACAUCAGAAGAAGAAAAUCAAGUAACCAUCCGUCCUCAGGAUCAGCAUUUCCAGGCUCUGCAAGGCCCUUUCCCUUUGUUGCCCGAGCGCCCUAAACUCCAGCGGCAGCGCAGUCGAAGCUUACCAAGAUACAGUGAAAUCAGAGGCCAAUACGUAAAUGUACCUGGAUUCAAAUUAGAUGCAGAAGAAAUUCAUUUCUUCUCACAUGACCGUAAUUUACUAACAGAAGAAAACAUCAAGAAAAGAUAUAAAGUGGAGGAAGCCUGGAAAAGAGCAAUUCCAUCACCUUCUGGAGAACAUCUUCCCAUUGAGCCAAGAUUUGAGGAUCCUGCAAUUCGAGGAAACAUUGCAAUUCCUAAGGAUAAUUCUGCACGGCCCAGAGGCAAUGUUAGAGUCCCCAAGAAUGAUGUCAAUACUAUCCCCAUGGUUAAUGUUGGAAUGCCCAUGGAUAAUCCUCAAGUUCCUAGAGGUAAUGCUGGCAUUCCGAGAGGGGGUGGAUUUGAAGUUUACAAGGGUAAUAGUGGUAGAACUUCCAGACGUAUGGUAUCUUCUCCACUCAUUGAGCUCUCAAAGAUAGGUGAACAUCAGUUAUAAAAACUGAUACUUUAUAAUGCUCUCCAUUGAAGAAACAAACUAAGACACUUAACAUCAAAACACACAUGACAAACUUGACACCUCAAAAUACUAAAUGAGACAUCUAAAUUAUGAAUACACAAUGAACAUAAUUAAUAAACUUGUGAUAGCUAUGUAUUAGAUUGUAGCUAGCUAGUUUAUCUUGUAUGCAGUAAUCAACUGUAUAUGAAAUAAUCUAGUUGAAGGAUUGUGUUGUAGAUGUGGACUUCUUCAUUAAACAAAAUUUCAAUUUUCAAAUGACAAUGUCUCCUAGUAAUUUCAAGUCCUCUUGGAUACUUUGAUAGACAAAUGAAAAUGAUCUCAGAGGUAUUGGGAUUUAUUUUGAUGAGUCUAGCUUAAUGUUGAAGACAUUUGUUGAAAGCUAGAAUCCAGGAGAUUUAGCAGAAGAUUCUUGAAUAUAGUACUUCUCUGAACUAUUUUAAAAAGACAUCUGUAGAAAAGUUCACUAACAAGAGUAUUUAAAUAUGCCUAUUUCUGUUCUUUGACUUAUACACAGCAAUGUUGUAAAUAUUUAUGGGAAUCCUUAAAAAUACAAGGAGACAAAUAACUGUAGAACUGUAAAUAUCAUAUGUGGUUGUUAUGUUAAUAAUAUAAGACAACAACAGCACCACAGGAUGACUAAUAUAUUGCAUGCUAAAACUAUGUUUUUGGUUUGAAAGUUAAUUUUUUACCUUUCCCAGUCACUCUGUUGAUUUGCAUAAAAAGAUUCAGGGUAGAAGAUAAAAAUUAUUGAACUACUUUAUGAGAUGAAUGAAUAGGAUGCUUUUCCCAGAAAAAUGAAGAUAGCAUUUCAUUGGCCCAAAUGAUCAGCCCAGUAUUAAAAUUACUGAGCCCUACUGAUGUAUAAAAGAUGGCUUUCUGUAACAUGCAUUUCACAAAUCUUGUAAGGUAAAUAAAGUAUCACCAGAAGGUUAUGAGAUUAACUGACAAAUUACUUGGAAAAGUAAUCUCAUUACUUUGUAUUCAUACAUAAUAUAACAUUUGUGCUGAGAUUUAGGGUACAUGGGCCACUAUUCAAUUUGUACAUUUAAAUUUUCAACUUUCCUGAAUAAUGGUUGCUGUUGUUUUUACAAAACCAAGGGCAAUUUGAAUAAUAGGUUACCACCUAACCCCUUAUUGUGUGCCUUAACACAUAGUGCAAGGGGUGGCAAUCUUUGGACUGAAGGCAAACUCUUGCCUUGUUCAUAACUCUUGCCUCUGAGGAAGGAGGUAAAGAGGCUGGCUAGCCUCCCUCCCUUCAAUCCCCAUGGUUCAGCAUGUGCUUUAUGAACCAGGGCAUUGACCUCAUAAAAUAAGGAAAGGUAGUGAGAUUAUUUUCUCCUACUUAUUACCAACCCAGAAGAUGGGAUACCAUUUCAGACUUGAGUAACCUGAGUUUUACAUAGUGUGGCAAAACCACAGAAAUAACAGAAGGAUAUAGGCUACCAUACUUGAGUUACUGACAAUACUUGACUGAGAAUAAAAAAACAAACUGACAGAUCACCUUGUCACAUUGACUUUAAGAAACAGAACUCUUGCAUUCUAAUUUUAAAGGAAACCACCUUGUGAGUGAAAAAAACUAUUAAGUUCAAUAGAAACUGAGAAAUAACUUGCUAAGAACUAAUGUUUAUAAAAAACAAGUAGAAAAAAGACAGUAAACAAAAUUUGGUUCAAUUAUAUAUAACACUCAUAUAUAAUUGAAGAUAGUCACGAAAACACCAACAUCAUCAUCAACAAAACCCUGCUAUGUGAAUAUUAUUCCUCAUGAUCCAUAUGAUUUUGGAUAUUGUGUUUAGUGGCUUAAAACUUAAAUAUAAAAUAUAUGUAAAGUGGCCAGCUGCUUCUCUGUACAUAUUUAAGAAAUUAAAUGAAACUGUCAAGUAAAAAUCGAACAUGAAAAUGGUCUAAGAAGAUGGUUCUUAAUCCUGUAAUAGAAGUUCCUUAUAGCCUUGGUUUUAUCCUUCUAAAUACUGUUAGUAUUUAAUUAACUGAGCAAUGCAUAUGUUCAGUAGCACAUAAUUACUUAUUUUCAAAGAUUAUACCCUAUCUUCCUAGGGUUCUCCAUAUCAAAUUAAUUCUCUAAGUCACUCAAUAACAUCAUAAUUCUACAAAAGAGAGACUAAAGAACAUAGUUUUUUAAUAAGAAAACUUCAUAAAAAUUCAUAUAACUGUCAGAAAAGCUUCAUUAAUUACAUAUUAUAUAUCCAUCUAAUCAUUAUGUUUUAAGCAUGUUUUAGAAGUAAAAACCCAAAAUACAGCAAAGUGCUUUUGGCAUAUCAUAGGUUACAAAGUAUAUGUGCCUUUUCCAGUAUAUAUUUCAAAAGCAGAGAGAGUCACUGAUGUGGAAGACAAUUUUAUGGAAAAUGAGAGGAACUCUAAGAAAACAAAAAUUAAAAUAAAACUUUAGCUUUAAAGUAAAUGAAAUUCUGCUUUAUUAUUUUGAAGAGAAUAUUUUUAUUUAUUGCUGUUUUGAAACUCCUUAUUUAAUUAGUUAAUAAAAUGAACAAAUAACCCUAAAGUUUAUUCUGUCCUCAAAUACACUAAUCCCUAUAAGUGUCCCCCCUCAAUCCAACCUAACUCCAAUUCAUCCUUUACCUUUCUUAUACCCAACCCACUUCUCCGUAUCCUCCAUACCUCAUCCACACUGUAGCUCUUUCCUCACCCCUACACUAUUUUGAGUAUCUUCUCUGCUUUCCUCCUCUUCCCAUCUAAUUCCACAAUGACACUGUCUCCAUGUUCACUACACCCUAUUUAUUAUCAUCCUUUCCCCAAGCCUAUUCCCAAGCCUCAUUCCAACUCCCACCAUACUCUUACUCUCCCCUAUCUCAAGUCUCCCCCACCUUUCACCCUUAAACUCCACUCCAGCACUAAUCAUAAAUUCUCCCCACCUUUUAAACUUCACGAGCCAUGAUAGAAUGAAUAUUAAGGUAAAGACCAUGAAUGUAUUUUAUUUUUUAUAAAUCAACCUUUGUUGAUUUAUAAAAAAUAAAAUCCAAAUGUUCUAUAUUUUCCAUACUGUAUCAAGGUAUCCAAAAUUGUAACAUCCAUAGUAUUAAAACAUCUGGAUAGGAAUAAUGAUGUGAUAAUGUAGGGAUCAGAAAACCAUGUACUCCCCAGACAAAAAUUCCUUGAUAUUUAAAAUAAUGCUGACUUAUUCUAGCCUUUCAAAGAUUAUGAAAACAUACACAGCAUAAAAUAUUUAAAGAAAUAUUUUAGUUUUAAAUUUUAAGUUUUGUAUGUCUUUGA